UUCAGCUAGUAGUGCUUGCGUUUAGAGAAAAACCUCUCCGCCCACUGGCUGCUAUGACCUAGCUACUGGACGGAGCUUUCUUCUUGCUAUCUGCACCAUUCCCCCCAGAAAUAGAUUUUUUUUGUAGCGUUUGAGCAACCAUACUUAUAGCGUUCAAUAGUUUAUGGUUGCAUUGCCUACAUUCUGACUCGUAGCGGGCUAGCCUGUGCGGCUAGCUGGCUAGCACGGUGACAAGACAUUGGGCUGAUUGGAGCCAGCUGGUAGGACAGCAGCGCAGGAGCACACAAGCUAACUAGCCAGUCACUCAGCCUGGAUUACCGCCGCUAAUUCAACUGGUUUAAGUCUGCGCUUUAACACAGCGGGAAAUAUGAAGAUAACUGUGGAUUUCGAGGAAUGUCUGAAGGACUCCCCACGGUUCAGAGCCACCAUUGAAGAAGUGGAGGGGGAUGUCUGUGAGUUGGAAUCCAAACUUGACAAACUGGUGAAGCUGUGUAUCGGGAUGAUUGAUGCCGGCAAAGCCUACAACACAGCCAACAAACAGUUUGUCAAUGGGAUCCGGGAGCUAGCCCAGCAGUCCACCAAAGAUGAAGUCAUUGAGUCCAGUCUCACAAAGUUUGCUGAGAGCCUGCAGGAGAUGAUCAACUAUCACACGAUAUUGUUUGAUCAGGCCCAGAGAUCAAUCAAGACCCAGCUUCAAACGUUUGUCAAAGAGGACCUGCGCAGGUUUAAAGAGGCUAAGAAACAGUUUGACAAGGUGAGUGAAGAGAAGGAGGCAGCGCUGACCAAGAAUGCCCAGGCUCCCCGCAACAAGCAGCAUGAGGUGGAGGAAGCCACCAACAUCCUCACCGCCACCCGCAAGUGUUUCAGACACAUUGUCCUCGACUAUGUCUUACAGAUCAACGUACUACAAUCCAAGAGAAGAUCGGAAAUCCUGAAAUCGAUGCUGUCCUUCAUGUAUGCCCAUCUGACCUUCUUUCACCAAGGCUAUGACCUCUUCAGUGAACUGCAGCCUCUUAUGAAACAACUGGGGGGACAGUUGGACCAGCUGGUGGUGGAUGCAGCCAAAGAGAAGAGGGACAUGGAGCAGAAACACUCCACCAUCCAGCAAAAGGCUGCUUUGCAGGAUUUCUCGAAUGACGACACCAAGCUGGAGUACAAUGUGGAUGCAGACAACGGCAUCGCUAUGGAGGGCUACCUUUUUAAGAGGGCCAGCAACGCCUUCAAGACAUGGAAUAGGCGUUGGUUCUCCAUUCAAAACAAUCAGCUAGUUUACCAGAAGAAAUUCAAGGAUAAUCCCACAGUGGUGGUAGAGGACCUGAGGCUAUGUACAGUCAAACACUGUGAGGACAUAGAGCGCCGCUUCUGCUUCGAGGUGGUGUCACCCACCAAGAGCUGUAUGAUGCAAGCUGACUCAGAGAAGCUGCGACAAGCCUGGAUUAGAGCCGUCCAAAACAGCAUUGCCACUGCCUUCCGUGAGAAGGGAGAUGAUGCCGAGAAGCUGGACAGGAAGUCGUCCACAUCAACAGGGAGCCUGGACUCGGGCGGGGAGCCCAAGGAGAGAUCACUGAAAGGGGAGAGUGCCCUCCAGAGGGUCCUGGCCAUCCCCGGCAACGCCUGCUGCUGUGACUGUGGUCAGCCGGACCCUCGCUGGGCCAGCAUCAACCUGGGCAUCACCCUCUGCAUACAGUGCUCUGGCAUUCACAGGAGUCUGGGAGUGCAUUUCUCGAAGGUGCGGUCUCUGACUUUGGAUACAUGGGAGCCAGAACUACUCAAGUUAAUGUGUGAACUGGGUAAUGGAGUGAUCAACCAGAUCUAUGAGGCUCGGAGAGAGGAACUAGGAGCCAGAAAACCACAGCCAGGAGAUCCAAGACAUGAGAUAGAGGGCUACAUCAAAGCCAAGUACGUGGACCGCCGGUUCGUACGCCGACCAUCUGACGAGGAGCUUCGCACAAAGGUGGUUUGCCUGAGCAAACAGGAGAAGAGGCUGAGCAGCAGCUCUGAGCAUCUGCCCCCCAGACCUCCACCGCCCACCCCCAAGCUACGACCUGGCUCCAAUGUCUCUGGACAGUCUGCUGCUGCUGGUGGCUUGGAGGCCCGCCGCGACUCUCUCUUCUGUGCUGACGAGCUCGACUCGCUCUUCUCCUACUUUGACACCUCUUCCAAGCUGAGGAGCAUAAAAAGUGCAGACAGUGGCAUCCAAAACAGUGCUGAUGGGAGCAGGGAGAUGCUGGCCACCACCCCCUCCACUAACAGCCUGGGAGAUGCAGAAGCUGCAGAGCCACCACCCAUGCCCAUGCCUGCUACGCUGCCCCCUCCUUCGCCAUUUAAGGAGACCGUUUUCUACGAGCCCAAGGAGUACAGCCCAGGCCUGCAGCUUUACUGGGCAUCAUAUGCCCGCAGCCUUCCCGACAUGGCGGAGGCUCUGGCCCACGGAGCUGAGGUCAACUGGGUCAACACAGAGGAUGACAAGAGGACACCACUUAUCAUGGCGGUACAGGGGGGCUCCCUGGUUACCUGUGAGUUCUUGCUCCAAAAUGCGGCCAACGUGAACCAGCAAGAUGCCCAGGGCCGAGGACCGCUCCACCACGCCACCAUCCUGGGACACACAGGGCAAGUGUGUUUAUUCCUGAAGAGAGGAGCUAAUCAAAAUGCUGCAGACAUUGAGGAGAAAACGCCCCUGUCCAUGGCAGUGGAGGCAGCGAAUGCAGAUAUUGUCACAUUGCUGCGGCUGGCCAAGAUGAAUGAGGAGAUGCGGGAGGCAGAGGGGCCCUACAGCCAGUCAGGAGAUGAAACCUACCAGGACAUUUUCCAGGACUUCACCCAGAUGGCCUCCAACGAUCCAGACAAGCUGAACCGCUACCAGCACUACGACCCGCAGCGACCCUGACACCAGAGAGACUCCCACCUGGAGAGACGUCUGCGCCCACCCAGAAAGACGUCCACGUCCACGUCCACGUCCACGUCCACGUCCACCCCAGUAGAACCCAGAAACAUCUGGAUUAUGGUCAGGUAGCAGCGCUGUUGGUGCAGCAGGACCGGCUUCAUCAGAUCCAACAUGGUCAAAGCCGCCCUUCCUCACAUUGUAAUGAGUUUUAUUUGCAGCUGCAGUUUUAUCUCCUGUUGAAUGGGACGAGCAUUUUAAUUAAGUGAAGGGGAACGUAACUGUUGUCCCCAAUUUUUAAUUUUUUAACAAUACUCAAUAGGACGUAUUACAGUAAGUGAAUGGUACAGUGUUGUAACCUUUGAAAGGAUUUGCUUCAUCUGCACAAAGUCAUAUGAAAUUUUUUUUGAAUCAUAAUUAAAAGUGAUAGUUUAGAUUCCCACCCAUGCAGUGGUAGUUGCUGGUCCAUGGGAGUGUAACACAUCCACUGAGUUUGGUCCGUUAACUCCUUCCCUGUCACGAUAACAACAGCUUCACCACAGAAAAUAGUGGCGCCAUUUUGGAAGCUAGAGGACUGAAAGGAUCGCUCAAAAAUGAAACCAAAACAAAAGCGUGUUGUUUUGCAUCCUCAAAAGCAUUUUUUCAGCUUCAUGUCGCUGCUCAAAAUUGUCGUUUUCCAAUCUAUAUCUGCUUCAUUCAUUUUGGAGCAGUACACGCCGGGUGAAGCUCUCAUUCUCAAGACAGGGACGGAGUUCAUGGUCCAGACUCAGUGGGUGUGUUACAGUCAGACAGCAGCAAACACUGCUUUAUGGGUAAGAAUCCAAGCUACAACUUGAACUCACUCUGAAUGUAGAUGUGUUAUCAAGGCUCUUAAUGUUGGUGCCCUAGUUUAAGUAUGCUUUUAGCCCAUCUUCCUGACAGGUGAAACUGACAUACAAUUUCUUUAUUAAACAAAACCAGCUGUGCUGCAUUCAGAGUUGUAAAGAGAGGUUAGUGCAUGAUAGACUCUUGAAAAUGUUCCAUUUCUGUGUUCAAACCAGUGCUCUUGUGAAUAGGAUUCCCUUUAAAGGCAUAGGCAAACAGGAUGUGUUUUUGUAUCAGAUACAAAGGUUUGCCUCAGCAGGCAUAUACGGCAAUAUGCAUUUAGUUAUUUGCACAGAUCCCUUUGUCUUAAAUCACCACUGAUGUUUACCAGCUUUGAUGGUAAGACUUUGACGUGUGAAACGAUGUACAGUCCUGAUGGAAGUGCACAUGUUAUUGCUGAGUCUGUUGUGUUAAAAAACUCAUAGUUAUUGUCUUGGAUUUGAAAUGCUACAUAGUUAUUUUUGAGAAUGUUCCACUGAAUGAUGUUUUCCUUGCUGUCACUAGAUUAGUGUGUGUGUGCGUGUGUGCCUGUGUGUGCGUGUGUGUGUGUGUGUGUGUGUGAGAUUGGGGCAGUUGAGAUUUCAGUGUGUGUUUCUUGAGAGGAUUGUUAACUUUUAGAUUCAGUCUCAAAGACUGAAGCAUGUUGGACCUCUAGCAUGUUGACCUCAUGGCUACCAGAAAUACAUAGCUGUGUUUUACAGUCUGCUAAAAUUUUGGGAAUGUAUGGAAAAUUAAUCAUUUUCAGGCUUUGGUUUUUGAAAAUUCUGUAAAAGAACCAAACUGUUGCAGCUGUAAACUCAAUGUCAUUUCAUGUGUUGUGAAGAAUGAUCUUCAGCUUUAGAGCAGUAAGUCCUGUUUCCCAGCCUCUGUCAGCAGACAACUCAUCUUUAAGUCAAGAUUUAAGUCUGGAAAUUUGUCAUGGAACAUAUGUAUUCUAGAAACUGUGGUCUUGUUUUUGUACUCCAUUUUUAAAAGUGUAAAAGCCUCACUUCUGUUUGGCGUUCACAGUAUAUUACAAGAAGUGAAUGAAGUGCAAUGUAAAGUGCUGCGCAGAGGAAACCAUUCACCAGUGUAACAUGGGAUACAAUUCUUGUACAUUUUGUACAGAUGCUUUUGAAUACACCAGAAAACUGAAGUAUGAAGUAGUGGUACUUGAAUCAUUAAAUAAGCUUUUGUAAAUGCUGUUCCUUUUAUCCUUUGGUAAUUUUAGCCCAUUUUAUAUGCCCCUCUGUAUACCAGCAAACAUGUAUAUUACACCUGUAAUAUCUGAGGACUUUAAUACAUAUGCUGCAAAUUCUA
Messenger RNA from Myripristis murdjan (pinecone soldierfish), 5044 nucleotides. Its product is annotated as arf-GAP with coiled-coil, ANK repeat and PH domain-containing protein 2. Bases 368 to 2887 code for a protein of 839 amino acids. NCBI's taxonomy places the organism in Eukaryota, Metazoa, Chordata, Actinopteri, Holocentriformes, Holocentridae. The transcript has 25 exons. The record is from RefSeq and is a predicted model, not a curated record. Gene Ontology annotation, molecular function: protein binding; GTPase activator activity. Gene Ontology annotation, cellular component: cytoplasm.